AUGAAAGCUGCUUUGGUUCAACACCGUGUAGAUGUGGAUGCCAUGUGCUCUCUUUGCAACCUCCAUGAGGAAUCGCUGAAACACCUACUGUGUGAAUGUCAGUAUGUCACCCCGUUGUGGGCUGAGCACACUGAUAUCCUUAUGCCAGACGUAAGUGUUAAUUUUGUGUCAUGGAUGUCGAAUUGCAUAGCUAAUGGCUCUAUGACGAUGAAACUAAAGUGUAUUGCUCUUUGUUGGUCGAGAUGGCGUGGGAGAAAUGAUGUAGUGUGGAAUCAAGUUCCUUGGCAAGAGGCAAGAAUUCGAACGGAUGCUGGACGUUAUUUUCAAACUUGGCAAGAGCAGUUGCAGGGGUCUCCGUAUGCUAACAGACAUGCUAAUCCUGCCAUUGCUAAUAGGCAACCAGAUCCUUCUAGUGGUGAUGCCACUAUACCUACAGAUGUUAUGCAACUCUAUGUGGAUGCUGCUGUUUUUAAGGACACAAACCAGGCAAGUUUUGGGGUGGUUAUGCUUAAUAAUAUAGAUGUGUAUGUAGCUACUUUGAGUGGACCGGUUCGUUGUAUGAAUGAUGUUCAUUUAGCGGAAGCCUUUGCUAUAAAGGAAGCACUAUCAUGGGCAAAAGCGAGAGAUCUUCGUAAGGUGAUGGUGAAAACGGAUUGUCAAGCAGUUUGCAAUUUACUGAAUGGUUCUUUGUUAGAUCUUUCUUUUGCAGGAUGUGUUAUCAACGAUUGUAGAGAACUCAAGCGACACUUUGAUAUGGUGUCUUUCUGUUAUGUUUCUAGAUCAGUGAAUAGGCUUGCCCAUACGCUAGCAAGGGCGGCUCGUUCAGAUACUGAUCCUCAUUGUUGGAUAUCUACUUUUCCUUCUUGUAUUGCUUCGCUUCUUCAAUAA
Messenger RNA from Ipomoea nil (Japanese morning glory), 888 nucleotides. RefSeq lists its product as uncharacterized. The record is from RefSeq and is a predicted model, not a curated record. Gene Ontology annotation, molecular function: RNA-DNA hybrid ribonuclease activity; nucleic acid binding. The coding region runs from base 1 to 888 and encodes 295 amino acids. Lineage: Eukaryota; Viridiplantae; Streptophyta; Magnoliopsida; Solanales; Convolvulaceae. The transcript has a single exon.